GAUAUUUUGUGAAUUAACGACUAUAGACAGUGUGGAAAUGAGUUUCACUAAUAGCAUGGUCAAUUUUGAGCUUAUUGGUAAAGAAAGUAAAGAGAGAGAUCAAAAAUAUUUAGUAGUGUUCAACUUUUAUCAUACGGGAAAAGUCCACGGUAUUCCGGAUUUAUACCGUAAUAACGGACUCUAGAAUUUUGUAGAAUACUCUUCAAGUGGAGGAGAUUCUAGAACUUUAUUGUUUUUCAAUUAAUUUCGGCUUUUAGUAACACGGAACUUCACAAGUGUCAGAACUUUAUCAUACCGUAAGCAACCAUGUAUGAAGUUCAUGUACUGAAAGAUGGGUACAAUGUCAAGGAAGGUCCAGGUAAACAGAGGUCAUGUGGAUCUAUUACCUUGCUGAAAGGGCCAAGAAAUGUAAUUGUUGAUACUGGUAAUCCUUGGGAUAAAGAGCUUAUACUCGAAGCUCUGAGAAAUCAUAAUCUUGAGCCCAAUGAUAUACAUUAUGUUGUGUGCACAAGAGCGCACGGCGAUAAGGUGGGAAACCUGAACCUGUUUGGUAGAGCCGUUGGUAUUGUAGCGGGAGAAGUAAGCCAACAUCAGCACUACCAUCGGCACGGUUUUACCGAGGGCAUACCAUACGAGAUAGACGAUGAUGUAGAAGUUAUAGCUACCCCGGGUCAUACAGGCUCAGAUGUUAGUGUAAUCGUGAGAAACACCAAGAAAGGAACUGUUGCAAUCACUGGUGAUUUGUUUGAACGGCUAGAGGACCUCGAAGAUUUCUCUCUCUGGCAGGAAAAUAGCGAAUUUCCCGAGGUUCAACAACAGAACAGAUUAGAAAUUUUACGAUUCGCAGAUUGGAUCGUACCUGGGCACGGUCCGAUGUUUCAAGUUCCGUAUGAGUAUAAAGCACAACUCAAGAUGGUGAUGUAUCAAGAAUUUAAAUCUACUACAGUGGAUGGCGUGGAUGGGUCUAUGUCAUCUUUUUCUGAAACAAACUAUACUGUGAUAGAAGAAGAUUGAAGAAGUGAAAAUACUUUGAAAAAGACUAUACUUAUCAAGAGAGUGAAAGACAGGAAGAGAAUGUUGCUUGUUUUGUUUGAAAAAAAUGAACAUUUAACAUGGUGUUGUAUUUUGUAAUCAUUCAUCUUUCUCAUUAACUCCUGCAAUCCCGAAUUAUGUGUGUAUCAUAGAUAAAUUACACCAUGCAAUGCUGAGAAUGUGAUGUGAAAUGUGAUGUGAUAAUUGCAAAAAAUAUACUUGUUUGAAAAAACAAACUAAAAGAACCUUAACAUUGUACUCACUUCUUUGAUUUUAGUUGGCUAGUGUUAUCUUAUAAACCAAUAUCUUUUUUUCCAAGUAUUAACAUGGCAGCUUUUAUAUAACAUGAUAUGAGCCGUGUCACGACAAAACCAACAUU
Ruditapes philippinarum (Manila clam) is the source of this 1411-nucleotide messenger RNA. Its product is annotated as metallo-beta-lactamase domain-containing protein 1-like. Lineage: Eukaryota; Metazoa; Mollusca; Bivalvia; Venerida; Veneridae. Bases 307 to 1014 code for a protein of 235 amino acids. The transcript has 6 exons. The record is from RefSeq and is a predicted model, not a curated record.